AUGGAAUCUUUCAAGAAAUUUAGCCUGUUUACCCUCCCUAAAUAUUGAAGAACCUCUCUUCAGCCAGUUAAAGAGUUUCAUGAGUUAAUUGGACGCCCUGGGUUGAAGUACAAGACUAUCCAUGUCACUGGUACUAACGGAAAAGGAACUGUUUGUAACAAGAUAGCAAAGAUUUUGAGUCAAGCAGGAUUUCGGACAGGCCUAUUCACAUCUCCCCAUCUUGUCAAGUUUAAUGAGAGAAUUUGAAUCUCAGGAGAGCAAAUUUCGGACGAAGACCUGUUUGAGAUAGAGCAUGACUUAAUGGAAAAAUAUCAUGCACUCCCGGAACCACAAUUAGUUGUGUUUGAUAUGAUCACAAUGAUAGCUUUAAAAUAUUUUGAAAUUCAGAAAGUGGAUUUUGCUGUUCUUGAAGUCGGAAUUGGAGGAGAUCUUGAUUCAACCAACAUAGUUAAACCAGAAUGAUCAGUCAUUACUUCAAUUGGCCUUGACCAUAGGGAUAUACUCGGCAAUACAAAAGAGGAGAUCUCCCAAGCAAAAUGAGGAAUAUUUAAGGAAAAUACUCCAAUAGUGAUUGGGUCUGACUGACCUCAAGAGCAUAUGGUUAAUUUCUUGAAAGAGAAUCUUGAAGCAGAUGAUAGCCUUAUUCAUCUCAUUGACUCAAAACCAAACAGCAUAGAAGAGGAAAAUCAAGAAAUCGCAAGAAGAGUUGUAAAUAUUUUGAAAGAUAGAGAUUUUCAAAUAUCUGAUUCUGCAAUAAAACAGGGCUUGCUUGAGAAAGUUCCUGGCAGAUUUCAGCAAUUCUCUAAGAAUAUAUUUUAUGAUGGAGCGCACAAUCCUGAUGGAAUUAGAAAGUCAAUCAGCAGUGUGUUUAAUUUACUCCCGAAAGAUUUUGAUAGGAAUGUAACAGUUGUUUGUGGGUUUACCAGAGAAGCUAACUUAGAUGAAAAUAUAUCAGCUGUACUUGAAAAUGAGAAUAUUGAUAAAAUAGACACUAUCUAUUUUUGUGAAAAUAGCCCUGGAGAACCAGAGAUGAUAAAUUUUCAGCCUAGUUGUAUUAAAUUAGAUAAGAUUGAAUCCCUUCUAGGCGAUAUGGUUCACGAAAAAUUGAAAGUUCUGUCGAAAUCAGCUGAAGGAGAAUUUGAGUCUAUAGAACUUCACUCUCUCACUGAUAAAACCACAUUAAUAAGUCAUUUAGAAGAUGUCCUGACAUAUCUUCAGAACGAUCCUAAAUUUCAAGAAAACUACAUCUUUGUGUUCGGUACAUUCAGGCUGUACAAGGAUCUUUAUGAAUAUUCUCAGAUGAACCAAUAAAAUAUUCCAAUCAAUUUG
This is a messenger RNA of Moneuplotes crassus, 1329 nucleotides long. Lineage: Eukaryota; Ciliophora; Spirotrichea; Euplotida; Euplotidae. The record is from the annotation of a GenBank genome assembly.